Molecule: messenger RNA, 239 nt
Organism: Drosophila elegans
Lineage: Eukaryota; Metazoa; Arthropoda; Insecta; Diptera; Drosophilidae
Gene: ND-MNLL
Product: NADH dehydrogenase [ubiquinone] 1 beta subcomplex subunit 1
Exons: 1
Coding region: 1-171 (56 amino acids)
Cellular component (GO): mitochondrion
Source: RefSeq, a predicted model, not a curated record
AUGGUAUUCGGGCUGGACAAGCGAGCACUGUGGGGCGCACUGCCCCUGCUGGGAUUCGCCAUCGGGCACUUCCUGGACAAGAAGGAGACGGAACGCAUGACCAUGUUCCGGGACAAGAGCGCCCUGUACGGACGUUCUGGCGGAAGUGAGGAUAAGGCCCCGUCCUGGUAGUAAUCCCGGCCAAUCUUCUCUUUUUUCCCCACUUACUGUUUACCAAUAAACCGGAGAAAUGUGAAAAA